CAGCUGGCGAGCGGUUGAUCGGGCGCUCCAAUUCAGUCCGAGAUUCGCUGGACAGAGAUUCGCUGUGGUACUGGAUAGUGCUGCUGCUGUGGCAGCUGCUGUUGCAACCUGGUUCCGUUUCUCCAACCAGAUUGUUGCUCAAUCGAACGGGUUCAUCGGGCGUAUACGCAACCAGACGCGUUAAUAAGUUUAUAAAUUACGCAUACGUCACGGUGCCGCGUGUCAGUUAUCGUACGACAACGCCGAACCUCAGGUGUUACACCUGGCACCACUCCAGCCAUGGGCUACGACGACGUCAUCACCCACCUGGGUGAAUUCGGACCGUAUCAGAAGCGCAUCUACUAUCUGCUCUGCCUGCCGGCCAUAGUCUGCGCCUUCCACAAGCUGGCCGGUGUGUUCCUGCUGGCCAAGCCCGACUUCCGAUGUGCCCUGCCCUACGAGAAUGGAAGCACCUACGAACUAUCGCCCCACCUGUGGAACCUUUCAUAUCCGCAGGACGAUAGGUGCUCCUACUACGAUGUGGACUACACCGCGGAGUACCUGAAUGGCAGCAUUCCGCGGAGCAGCAACGAGACCAAGACCUGUUCCCGCUACGUCUACGAUCGGAGCAAGUACCUCAACAGUGCGGUGACCGAGUGGGACAUGGUGUGCAGCCGCAGCCUGCUGAGUGCCACCAGUGACUCGCUGUUCAUGCUGGGCGUGCUCCUGGGCAGCUUCAUCUUUGGCCAGAUGUCCGACAAGCUGGGCCGCAAGCCCACCUUCUUCGCCUCGCUGGUGCUGCAGCUAAUCUUCGGCGUGCUGGCUGCCGUGGCGCCCGAGUACUUUAGCUACACGAUUUCCCGGAUGAUUGUGGGCGCCACCACAUCGGGCGUCUUCCUGGUGGCCUAUGUGAUUGCCCUGGAGAUGGUGGGCUCCUCGUAUCGCCUCUUCGCCGGCGUGGCCAUGCAGAUGUUCUUCUCCGUGGGCUUCAUGCUCACUGCUGGCUUUGCGUACUUCAUCCACGACUGGCGCUGGCUGCAGAUUGCGCUGACCUUGCCGGGAUUGCUCUUCCUCUGCUACUACUGGAUCAUUCCGGAGUCGGCCCGUUGGCUCCUGCUGAAGGGUCGCAAGGACGAGGCCUUUGUGAUCAUCGAGAAGGCGGCCAAGGAGAACAAGGUGGAGGUGCCCAGUGAAAUCUACGAGCAGCUGGUGGACGAGGUGGCCGAAAAGAAGAAGCAGGACGAGAUGACCGCCUCCCAGCCGGCGGCCACCGUGUUCGAUCUGCUGCGCUAUCCCAAUCUGCGCCGGAAAACCCUGCUGAUCUUCUUCGAUUGGUUCGUGAACAGUGGCGUGUACUAUGGACUCUCGUGGAACACCAACAACCUGGGUGGAAACCAGCUGGUUAACUUUGUGAUCUCUGGUGCCGUGGAAAUACCGGGCUAUACGCUGCUCCUCUUCACGUUGAACCGCUAUGGUCGUCGCUCCAUCCUGUGCGGCACCAUGUUGGUGGCCGGGAUCAGUCUGCUGGCCACCAUCUUCGUGCCGAGUGACAUGAACUGGCUGAUCAUUGCGUGCGCCAUGAUUGGCAAGCUGGCCAUCACCUCCUCGUAUGGCACCAUCUACAUCUUCUCGGCGGAACAGUUCCCGACGGUGGUGCGGAAUGUGGGUCUGGGCGCCUCCUCCAUGGUGGCACGCGUGGGUGGAAUACUGGCACCGUAUCUCAAACUGCUGGGCGAGAUCUGGCGCCCACUGCCGCUGAUCAUCUGCGGCGCUCUGUCCCUCACCGCUGGACUGCUGUCGCUGCUCCUGCCGGAGACGCUGAACAAGCCCAUGCCGGAGACCAUCGAGGAUGGGGAGAACUUUGGCAAGAAGCCGGCGCCGCAGGAGGCCGCCGAGGAGGGCGGCACCCAGGAGCUGGCCGGGAUGCUCAACGGAAAGUCGGCCUAAUUGCAGCCGGGCACUUAAUCACUCAAUCUACACUGAUGGCCUCAAUUGGCCAGCGCUCUGGUCAUUCCAACGAAUUUAAGCAUUUAAGCAUUCAGCGCACUUUCAUUUUUUCAGAGAUGUAUAUUGUUCAAUUCAUUCCAUUUUCUCAGCUCUAUCUAUUUGUUUACAUUUGUUUACCUUUGCAAGCGAUUUAAUAAA
This is a messenger RNA of Drosophila teissieri, 2124 nucleotides long. It is a transcript of the gene Orct, whose product is annotated as organic cation transporter protein. Gene Ontology annotation, cellular component: membrane. The transcript has a single exon. Gene Ontology annotation, molecular function: transmembrane transporter activity. Lineage: Eukaryota; Metazoa; Arthropoda; Insecta; Diptera; Drosophilidae. The record is from RefSeq and is a predicted model, not a curated record. Gene Ontology annotation, biological process: transmembrane transport. Bases 280 to 1926 code for a protein of 548 amino acids.